Molecule: messenger RNA, 1533 nt
Organism: Lathyrus oleraceus (garden pea)
Lineage: Eukaryota; Viridiplantae; Streptophyta; Magnoliopsida; Fabales; Fabaceae
Product: U11/U12 small nuclear ribonucleoprotein 31 kDa protein
Exons: 4
Coding region: 234-1265 (343 amino acids)
Biological process (GO): mRNA splicing, via spliceosome
Cellular component (GO): U12-type spliceosomal complex
Molecular function (GO): zinc ion binding; RNA binding
Source: RefSeq, a predicted model, not a curated record
UUUUAUGUGGUUGCGUAUGAAAUACAUAUAAACUUAAGGAGUAAAAACGAAAUAUAAAAGAUAAGCCCAACCUCGAUCUCCAACCAACCGCAAACUCAGUCCACAAUUUUCUCAGAAAUCAUCGCACAUCCCUCUCACAAACAAAACCAAAGGUUGAAGAACACAACAACAACAAUCAAAUCCCUCUUCCCGUUUCGUCUCUCUAUAUCCUGCACUUGUGGUAUUGAAUCAAUAUGAAACCGGUUUGUCCUUUUGUUAAAAUUCCUCGGCCGGACGAUAGUAAUGCUUCUAAAAAACCGAGUGAAAGCUCAACUAAAUAUCAUGUAGAACAUGAAAGUAAGGUGAAGAAAGAGGUUAAUGACCGAACGCCGGAAACCGAACGCCGUUGCCGGAAACAAAACGCCGUUGCCGGAAACAAAAAUCCUGAACCGAAAAAAAUGUCAAGCAAGAAGAAACACAAACGAAAACACAGCGACAGCGACGACGACGUUUUCUACUACCGCUACUGCGCUUCGUCCUCAACCCCCAACACCACCACCGGCACCACAUCCAGUAAUCAACCCCAAUCAAAACCGAACAACAUAGGAUCAUCAAUAGGAGGAAUAGGUGAACCCUUAGCACCAUCAAAAUUGACGCUAUACGUUUCUAAUCUAGAUUACUCCCUAACAAACUCCGAUCUCCUUACGCUCUUCUCUACUUUCGGCCGCAUCGCGCGUGUAACCGUUCUCAAAGACCGACACACGCGCCUAAGCCGCGGUGUCGCGUUUGUCCAAUUCGUUUCUCGUAAUGACGUCCAACGCGCCGUGGCGGAGAUGAAUAAGAAGAUUCUCAAUGGAAGGACUCUAACUGCUUCUAUUGCUGCUGAUAAUGGACGUGCUCCGGAGUUUAUUCGAAAGCGCGUGUACAAUACUGAGACUGCUUUGUGUUAUGAGUGUGGGGGGCAUGGUCAUUUGUCGUAUGAGUGUCCUAAGAAUCAGUUGGGGCCGAGGCCGCGGCCUCAGCCUAAGAAGCCGCGGCGGGGAUUUAGUGGGCUGAGGGAUAGGGAUGGGGAGGAGGAAGGUGAUGAGGAGGAGGAAGAGGGUGGUCAGAUUGCUGCGGAGCAGUUUGAGGAUAAUUGGGCUUCUGUUGUGGAUGAUGAAGCGGGUGAAAGGUUGCUGGGGAGAAACAGAAAUGAUGAUGAGGGUUUGGACAACAACAAGACGAAGAAGAAAGGGAAGAAAGCUGGGUAUUUCAGUGAUGAGAGUGAUCAUGAUGAUGAUGAUUGAUCAUGACUAUAUAGCAUUGACACUUUAGAUUGAAGGCACUUGUGGUAUUGAAUCAAUAUGAAACCGGUUUGUCCUUUUGUUAAAAUUCCUCGGCCGGACGAUAGUAAUGCUUCUAAAAAACCGAGUGAAAACUCAACUAAAUAUCAUGUAGAACAUGAAAGUAAGGUGAAUAAAGAGGUUAAUGACUCGGCCAGCGUUUCACCGAAGUGUCCAAUGGGAUAUGACUCUCAGACGUUUAAGCUUGGUCCUCUUAGCUGUAUGGUAUGCC